AUGCCCGUUGUUACAGACGAGGUCGCCGCUCUCCAGGCGAUUGGGACCCUUGAGGACCCUUCUGCCGAGCAACAGCAGGCACUGCAAGCCCUCAACGCGAUAUUGUGCGAUGGCGAACCUUUCGUAGAUAUCCACGAACUCUUCGGUUACUACAAUGUACUUUGCGCCGGAAUAUGUGAGCUCUCCAAGGAUCCAACAACCGGGAAAUUUACAAGGAUUCGCCUAAAGAUGAGCACGCCCCUAUUGCAAUACCGACCCAGGUCCGACACCGUCAACACAUUGUUGCAUGAAGCUAUUCACGCUUACUUCUUCAUCACGACUUCGUGGCGACAUUCACGUGGGGACGAUGGUACCGGCCACGGUGAAGGCUUCCAGCUACUGGCUGACGCUAUCAAUUCUCACGGUAACUACGAGAUCACCGUCUUCCACACAUUCCAUGACGAAGUGGACAGCUACAGAACGCACGUUUGGCAAUGCUCGGGGUCUUGUAAAGAUCAGCCACCGUACUUUGGUCUUGUCAAACGUAGCAUGAACCGGCCGCCAGGAAAAUAUGAUUCAUGGUGGGCAAGACACGAAGCCGAGUGCGGAGGGACGUAUACAAAGAUACAGGAGCCCGCACCGACGAAAAAGAAGAUCGAAGCGAUGAGUCAGAUGGAAAGAGCAGGGCGUCAGAAAAACAAGCUCGACGGGUGGCUGAAGCCUAAACCAAAGCUUGGUAUCGAGGGCAAAACCUCCAAAGACAUAGAACAUCCCAAGGAGGAGGACAUCAGCCGUUCAGAAGCGACUAACGGGAAGCGUAAGGCUGCUGCUAUCAGCUGA
Messenger RNA from Didymosphaeria variabile, 819 nucleotides. RefSeq lists its product as uncharacterized. Gene Ontology annotation, cellular component: nucleus. Bases 1 to 819 code for a protein of 272 amino acids. Gene Ontology annotation, biological process: DNA damage response. The record is from RefSeq and is a predicted model, not a curated record. NCBI's taxonomy places the organism in Eukaryota, Fungi, Ascomycota, Dothideomycetes, Pleosporales, Didymosphaeriaceae. The transcript has 3 exons. Gene Ontology annotation, molecular function: polyubiquitin modification-dependent protein binding; single-stranded DNA binding; metalloendopeptidase activity.